UGUGAGCACUGUCUGUGAUACUUUGAGGCAUCUGACAACACGAAACUGGAAACGUGGAGUCAGGGUGUGUGCAGAAGGCGGUGCUUGAGUCAAUAAAUAAAUAGGCUUACAAGAAAUCCUCUCUGAAUGAACUUUAAACUGACUGGUCGUAGACAAUACACCAUAAAGGAAUACACGGGAGGAGGACCUGUACAGGAUGCAAUUUAGGAAACAUUGCAUUUUUACAACGUUGGGUCACACAGGGAUAAUAAGGAAACAACAGAAGAAAAAGUAACUAAAAUUACAUUUUCAUCUCUCCCUCUCAGAAAAUUUGAUAAAAUGUGGAAUAGGAUAUUUUUUUGUGGACUGGUGGUCUGUCUCAUCUGCCUCACUGACCAGACUCAGGAACAGAAAACACCUUUAGUUGUUCAAGGGACAGAUUGCACACAGAUCAAAACUCUCUCCCCUCGAGCCACCAGUGGAGUGUAUGUCAUUCAGCCUGCAGGAGUCACAUCCCCCUUUAUGGUGUAUUGUGAGAUGCUGGCAGAUGGAGGCUGGACAGUCUUUCAAAGGCGCACCGGGGCAGAGGUUCUUUUCAACAGGAAGUGGGCAGUGUACAAACAAGGCUUUGGGAAUCUACGGAAGGACCACUGGCUGGGUCUGAGUAAGGUGUUUGCUCUAACUAAUGGGGGCAGGGGGCGGAGUUCGACUAUGCGGGUCAACCUGUGGGACUUUGAAGGGGGCACUGCCUUCGCUGAGUACAGUGACUUCCGUCUGGGCACGGAGAAGGAGAGCUACAAGCUGAACAUUGGAGCCUACAGGGGCAGCGCAGGUGAUGCCAUCCGUGGGAAAUACACAGGCAUUGACCAGAACGGCUUUGGAUUCAGCACAACCGACAAGGACAAUGAUGGCUGCUCACCCUGCAUCUUUGGCGACAUCGCCGAGGACGAGUGCAGCUUCUCGGAGGGAGGAGGAGGGUGGUGGUACAGCCGCUGUGGCUCUGCCAGCCUGAACGGUGACUGGCACCCCGCCGGCGAACACAUCGGCUGGGCCUCCGGCCUCCACUGGGAGACCUGGAAAGGACGUGUCCCGUACUCGGCCCGAGCGAGCCGCAUGAUGAUCAAGUCCGUGUGAGGCCACGUCUCAAUACAUCUCAAAUGGUUUUCUAGGCCUAUGUCUCCUUUGCUUUAUGACCACUGGUCUGAGCCACAUUAGUGGGCAUUAGAGGAAACCAUUGAAAUAACUGGAACACACACAGCUAUGUGUUCCAUGGAGUGAUGCCUGCAUAUCGUGGCAUAGUGCUUAGCUUGAAUGGUCUGUUUAUUUGGGUCUGAUGUGCAAUCAACACACUGUAUUUGUUUGUUUUUUUGUUUAUCCCAUUCACUUUGUUGUUUUAUAUCAUGAUGCAUAAAUCAGAGCCAACAUGUAAGUGACAGAUAUAGAAAAUAUACAUUUUCUACACUUUUUUAAACUCAAGUCUACCAUGAGUUAUGUUUUCAGGGAAGAGAAAAUACCUUGUGGAAGUUAUAUUUGUUACACUGCAACAAUUCUACAUUUAACUUCUGAGCAGUUUCAUCACAUAGUUUGACAUAAUUUAAAUUCUAGAAUGUUGAUAUUGCAUGCAUUUUUAAAUAAAAUACAUUUU
Oncorhynchus mykiss (rainbow trout) is the source of this 1624-nucleotide messenger RNA. Its product is annotated as angiopoietin-4. Gene Ontology annotation, cellular component: fibrinogen complex. The record is from RefSeq and is a predicted model, not a curated record. Gene Ontology annotation, biological process: positive regulation of heterotypic cell-cell adhesion; blood coagulation, common pathway; blood coagulation. Gene Ontology annotation, molecular function: protein-macromolecule adaptor activity; extracellular matrix structural constituent. NCBI's taxonomy places the organism in Eukaryota, Metazoa, Chordata, Actinopteri, Salmoniformes, Salmonidae.